This is a messenger RNA of Rhineura floridana, 6441 nucleotides long. It is a transcript of the gene SMIM13, whose product is annotated as small integral membrane protein 13. The transcript is spliced from 2 exons. The record is from RefSeq and is a predicted model, not a curated record. Lineage: Eukaryota; Metazoa; Chordata; Lepidosauria; Squamata; Rhineuridae. Bases 668 to 916 code for a protein of 82 amino acids.
GAGAAACAGAGAGAAAAAAGAGCCAUGUCCGGGUAAUGAGAGGCUAAGCUUUUUUCCUCUCCCCACUCGGCUCUUUUUGCGGCUGCCGUAUUUCGGGGAGGAGGAGAAACCACUGUAGCUUGAGGAGGGGAGUUUGCGUCCUUCUCUCCCCCCCUCCAGUGCAAGGAAUGAUGGAACUGCCGGUGCGUAGGCUCGGGGCCGGGAGGAAGUAGUGAGGGUCUUCUCUCUGCCCAUUCUUAAUUGCAGUCUAGAGACAUUCCUCGCACCGAAGCCGCCGCAUCUUGGGUUUCUUAAGCCUUGGAGCCUUUUCCUUGCCUUGAUUUAUAUAUUUAUUUGGGCUUUUUAAUAUCAUCUCUGGCUUUUUAACCCUUGGAGCUCCCUUUACGGUCUUCUUAACCGUAAUCCUUUGGAACUCCCUGCCUCUUGACUACCAGGGUGAAGCCCUUGGAAGGGAGGGAGAGAGCAGUUGCGCGUAUCUGUGCCCUCCUCUCUCGGAAUCCCGCUCCAGUCCAGCAGUUUUUUUCUAUUGCAGGGAAUUCUCCUCUUUCCUCCGGCCACUCGCUCCUCCGUGGCGGGCAGUGAUGUUGCUGCCGCCUCGCUCCUCCUUCCUGCUGAUAACUAAAUGGAACGGUAAAGAUCAAAACAGCCCCAGCUCUUAACUUCGAAAAUGUGGCAAAAUAUUGGCCUGGCAUUGUUGGUAUUCGUGGCCACGCUGGCUUGCUUCCUGCUGUUCAUGAUUAUUGGUUGGUACGUUGUCUGGCACCUCUUCUUAUCCAGGUUCCGGUUCUUACGAGAGCUGAUAGGAGACACGGGGAAUAAUGCAGUUGUUGAGCCAGAAGCUGAACAGGAUAUUCCACCCAUGCCACAGAGAAGAUCUGCACGGCAGCGAAGGGCACCUGCUGAAGAAGCAACUUAAGAAAGGCUUACUGGACAGUCCUCAAGAGAUUGGUGGACGACCCUUUUGUGGCUCAUUAGUUUGGUUCUACCGAUAUGCUGAACGAGAACGACAUAGUAAUUGUGAAUUCCUUUACUCCUGGAAUUUAACUAUACAUUACUUCAGAAGAGAGUCAGACAAGCUUUUAAUGGAAAGCAGGAUUAAACUAGGAAAAAGGGGGCUAGCAGAGCGGAAAUGGUUCCUACCUGUUGUGGAGCACAGUUGGCAGGAUGGCGUGCCUGGAUCUGUCCCGCAGUGGUUAUGCCUAGCUUUUGCCCCAGUGUGAAUGUGUUGAUAAGCUUUUCAAAGUUGAAAAUGGUUACUGGCUGCUUUUAUAUAGGACUGCAACUAAUUGCAGCUUGUCUCUAUUGUGAUUCUUCAUUUAUACAUUUUAUAAAGAGAAAGCAUAUAUCCCUUUGGCCUUAUCAGUGGACACAAGGGUGUUCUGCUUUAGUCAAUGACCUAAAAGGGUGCCUCUUUCCAUAAGCUAAAUUCAUUAUUAGGCUCAUGAAGAGACUUUAACAACUGACUUAAAGAUAAUUAGGUGAUGAAACCUGGGAUUUUAGUUUCAGUGCAGGACAGUUUCCAGAUUUGUUUUUUAAACCUUAAUGUGUCACCAAAUCCUUUUUAUUUCCCUAAGAGGACAGGAGCAUAUGUUACAAACCUCUAUCCAAUGUCAUUUUUUUUAAAAAAAGGAACUAACUAGUUGGCUUUAAAAUGGAUAUUUGGGGGUAGGGGAGGGGGCUUGUUUGUUUUUUGCAUUCUUUGCACCAAAAUCAACUGUAGUUAGUUACAGAAUUCUGACAAAGCAAAUGUUUUUAACCAUAAUUUCACCAUAUUCCUAAAUGCUGUGACUGGGACCUUUGCAUUUUUUGUUCUUCAGAUAAAUGAUCAGUUUAGCAAAUACUUAUACUUUGCCUUUGGGUGAACAGUAGCUUCCACUUGUUUGAUGCUGCAUUCAGUCCUGCUCAAUGCAUAAACCUACAACUGUAACUGUAGUAGGAGAUAACUGAUACUGACUGAACCAGUGGUAGGUAAGAGAUGAUGAUGAUGCCUCCAGGACACUCAACUCCAGGGUGCAACCUGUUGAGUUGUGUUGAUUUUCACCUAGUUCAGCAUCUUGCAGUUCUGCUCAGCAAAGACUACAGAAAAGUGUCUUAAUGCUUCAUAGCAGCUAAAAGCAAGCCUUCCUGCUGUCUAAAGCUAUAGACUGGUCAUCUUGAAAAGCAACAUUGAGUGACCUCAUUCAGGAUCUGACAUAUGGGUCAAGAGCCUUUUGUUCAUUUUGGAUUUUUGUUAUUGUUGUUCCUUGUCUGGUUAUCUGUGGACACUCUUUGGGAAAGCCAAAUGGGUCUUUGAGUUUUGAAGAUGACAGUAUUUACAAACUCAUCAAUGGCUGAUAUCUUUCCACCGUCCAAAGAAAUUUUUAUCAUUCAAAUACACACCUUGGUUGCUCUAUUCUUUUGUUGUUAGAUGUUCCUCCUUGUUCGAUUUUUUAAUUAAUAUAUAUUGGAGCAUGUAAUGAACAUGGCAUUACAGGCCUGUUACUGCACGACAACAAACCUGGCUUUGUACACCUAAAAAAGUAACAUUCUUAAAUCUGAAGAUGUUGCAAAUGAGAACCCAAGUUAACAAACAGAUUUCCUUAACUGGCUUCUUGUAGGUGGAUGGAGUGGAAGGAAAUUAAAUAAUGCCAGUUGUUUUCAGACUAACCUGCCUCAUUUCUGUCCCCCCAACCCUUUCCGCAAAUGGUUGCCUUACAGGAUUUAUAUGAUGACAGUCCACUUGAUGAUACCAGCUUUUUUCAGUGCCACUUUUUUUUUUUACGGACAUUCUGUGUUCUUGAAAGCCAAUGACCAGUCCCUGCUUCCCGCUGGACUGUGUUGCGCCCGUUGAUUUUCAGGGGUUGCCAAUCUUUUGGGGCCUAUGGGCACAUUUUCAAACCAGAGAAACUGUUGUGGGCACCACACCUCCACAUACUGCAUACGAGCACACACCAGCUUGUUCUAUUGGCUCCUGUAAAAUGCUUCUUUCAUGCCUAACUUCAGUGGAGGCAAGGGGAGGAGUCCCUGAAAAGGCCUUUGUGGGCACAUGGGGGCCAUGUUGGCAACCCUGUCUGAAGUGUUAAUCCCAUUUCUGAGCACUGAUUUUUCUCCAUAAUAGAUCUUCUGAAAAAGCCUCACUUAAGGAGGAAUUAAAACAUUGAUGUGGAAGGGCUCCAUACAACUGUGUCCAUCCCUGCUGCAGCUUGGUGAAAUGUCUGUAUCAAAUAACUGCAGAGCUGGGAAACUACUGCUUGUUGUCUUUGCCUGCUGAAUGUAGGAAUGACUUCCACUGGCCAGUAUCAAGAGCUAGUGAAAUUGCAGCACUACAGACCUGUAGCAAGGUUAUGUUCAAAACAGAAGCCUGAGCUUGAGACUAAGCUAUCAAGGACUUCUUGACUGUGGGUUUUCUUUUGAUACAGCGUUCAGUAACAUGGCAUAGAGGGUUCAGUUUGUUUACUCAAGACCCUUCUGACUAGAUUGGUUUCCUUUGUUGUGCUGCUCCUUGAGAGGGACACCUGGAAUUGCUUCCUUUUGACAUUUUGAAAAGUAACCAAUGCUGAGUAAUGCUGUUGCGCCUAUUGUUUUGAUACCAAUAACACUGUAUUUGCCAACAAUGUAGCACUUUUACAGCUAUGUUUGCACAUCAUCUGCUUGGUCCAGUACCAAGCAGCUUCUGUCUUAUACCACAUCCAAUCAGUUGUAGAUCUAGUAUCCUCUCUUCCCACCAAGACCCCUCUGGCGUCCCAGUAACAUUUGGCCAUUUUGAAAGGUUUAUUAAAAUGCUUUGCAAAUUAGCCAUGUACUGAAGUCAUAAACAUUUUCUACUAAAACAGAGAUGGAUGUUGCUGGACUCCCAUCUCCCAUAAUCCCUGACCAUUGGCUGUGCUGACUGGGGUUGAUGGGAACUGGAGUCCAACAACAUCAGAAGGGCCACAGGUUCCCCAGCCUGUGCUAAAAGGUUCUUAGUUGAACCAUGAUGCUAUUUAGAGCCCCUAAAAUGGCUGAGGAAAGAUCCCUGGAGGCCUGCUUUGGGGGACAAGGUGUUAUCUUUGGGCUAGAAGCAUCCCCUUCUUUAUGGAAGAAUCGGGUGGAUGGGCUGUGUCACCAUUUCCUUUACAUUGGAUCAUGCGGAGCUGGGAUGUAAGUACAUAGCUGUAACUUCCCAGUCCCAUAAAUAUCCCAAAAGCAGAGAGUGAGGAGCUUUCAGGGACAAUGGAUUGAGGCAGUGGAGCUGGUGGAAGCCAAUUAUCUUUCCUGGUGCCAAAUUGGGCAAAAAGGUGCCAGUCUGAUACAUUUCAAAUCAGUUUUUCCUUAACACAGUCUUGCAUUUAAUUUAAAAAAACCCUACAAAAAAUACAUUCUUGCUCAUGAACCUGUACCAAUGUGCCACAGUUUUAACAUGCCCCAAAGGCUAACGGUAGGUGUGACAUUCCUGUGUCUCUGGGAUUACCACCUUCUGAUUCCCAAAUGCCUGGAUCAGGAAAUCCCCAGAAAGUCUGCCUCAGCCUGAGUUAGAUAUGCCCUCUGAACCACAAGCUUCAGCCCAACUACCUUUUCUCCAAAAGGUGCCCACUGGUGUAAUCUGUCUGUAAAAUUGGUGUAGGUACAGUAUGGUAGCACUCUUGACCAAGCUGACAGGUGGGAUGUUGAAUCAAAGAAAUAAACUAUUGUAUACAAGAUGUUGUGAUAAUAAAUGAAUGAUUGUCCCUAUCCUACCUACCUAUCCUGCCCAACUAAUCUCAAUGAAAUCCUCCCCCCAAACCCUAGCCCUUUUAAUUAGAUGUUCUCUUCUUGAUCUGUAAUCCUAUUUAACGCUGACAAACCCCAACAUUUUUUCUCUUCAAAACUCCCCUUGGAAUUCUCACUCACAUGCCCCCUUCCACCUGUCAGUCAUACCUCAUUUGCACCUAUUUACAUUCUAUUAACGCUUUCUUACCCGAACACAAUUUCAAAACAGUUUUAAACAUACAAAUAAUUCUGAUUUCAUUACAGUAGGGUUGCCUAAUUGCAGCUAUUCCUUAAUUGACAAACUAGUUGGAGUUGGACAAAUCCUGUAAAGACAGAUCUUAGCAACAAGACUAGUUAGAAUAGAUUGAAGUUGUACAAUUGGGUUAAAAUGUUACACCUUUAGAAUGUUUUUUCUGCUGGUGUUCUGAGUAGACGUUUGCAUCUUUGAAACUUAGAGCAAGUUGCACUUCCCAAGGCAUUACUUUUUUUGUGAAAGUUGUAUGAUAGGCAUUGCAGUCCUGUACAAGUUUACUUGGGAAUUUACCACUGGGCUCAUUUGUGAUUAGUCCUUGAUAAGUGUGCAGAGAGUUGCAGCCUUAGGCCACUACAAGUGUGGCAAGCUACUACACUGAAAGUACUUCCAUGGGGAAAAUGACAUGGAAUGCGUAGAUAGAUUGUUGCUUGCACGAGUGGCAUUAUGUGUGUGUCACUUUGCACGUUGUGAAAGACGUGCACUGUCAUUACACGUGUUUUACAAGAAGGAGUCUUGCCUUUUUUAACAUGGCUCUUUGUCCUAGGUUUCACCAAAAUGCAACAAAUUUCAUCUGGAACCCUUACAAAUCUCUCUCUCUCUCUCUCUCUCACCCACCCACCCACCCACCACUCACUCACUCUUUAUAUAUAGAUAGAUAGAUAGAUCUCCAUGUAGCAAAAACAUCUUAGCUGUUGCCAAGCUUUUCUUCAUAUUUUAAAUUAUGGAAUUUUAAUAUAUGUUGGGACUUUUAUGGUUGUAGUUGUUGUUUCCUUUUUAGUAGUGCAACCAUUUUAAUGAAUAUGGGAUUUAAUACUUUUACCUGCUAGCUGCAUAUGUCCAUAUCACUUCUAUAGAUAGGUUGGCUAAACACUGAGCAUGCAGACAUAUAUUGUAUAUGACAUAAAAAGGGAAAACUGUUGAGAAUGCUUGAAGAUUAAAAGGUCAAUUACAGUUAAAAUUAACAGAAGAAUGAGGUUAACUGUAUUCUAGUAGAUACUGUUUUUUCCCUAUGAAGAUCUCAUUUAAGAUCCAUUUGCCUGCAGAAUGCUCCUUUGUCUUUGCUCCAGUGAAACCAGUGGACAUCACAUUGCAGAAAUGCCAGGUAGAUUUGUUAAAUAACAAAUUCUGUAUCAUUUAUUCACAGAAUGCUGCUAUUGCAAUCAUCUAUACGAAAUGGCACAUGAUGCAUCACAGCUGAUGUGAUGUUUUACUACUUAUGGUGGCAUUUGCUUUGAGUUACCUUACACCUGUAUAUAUUCCAACAUUAGUCAUGCCCAGCAUUACUUGUAGAUGGCAACAGUAACACAUGAGGCCUCCUGUUUUCAUCUGUGUUCAUUGCUUAAAAAUACAUGUACCAAAUGCUUUUGUGUGUUCUGUGAUCCAUUAUGUUAACUAUUUUCUUUCUCUUUUACUUCUAACUUAAAUUGACUCCACAAAUAAUUUGACAAAUAAAAUGUAAAUAACCCAGCUUGAUAUGAGUG